AUGUCAGACGAGCUUGACCGUAUACUUUCCAUUGAGGAAUCUGCGUUAAACAGAAAUGCGGAGAUUGAGCGAAUACUUCAAUGCGCAGGUCAUGAUUAUUUUGCAAUAAUGGAAAUCAAUGCAUUAACUACUCCACCUGAAAGUUUAGCGUCAUUAGUGAAAAGAAUCUACAGGAAGAAAUCGUUACUUAUCCACCCGGACAAGACAGACCAUGUGGAGGCACCAAAAGCAUUUGACUUGCUAAAAAAAGCGCUGGAUGUGCUUUCGGCAGACGAAGAAGGUGGGACUCAUGCACAGGAAAGAGCUCGACUAUAUUCGAUGUAUAAUGCGUCGAAAGUUGUUGAUUCGCCAGUACCUGAUUUCAAUGACCCUACUAAUGUUAAAGUGAGAAGAAAAGUAGAAGAGAUUUUAGAGUAUGAACUGGGGCAGGAUGAAUUACAACAAUUGGCAAAGCAGAGUGAACAAUUACGCAAGCACGAAUACCAGAAGCAAGCACAAAAGGAAAGGAAUUUUAAAAGAGAGAUGGAAGCAAAAUGGGAGGAGAAUAGAGAGUCUAGAGUGAGAAAUUGGCGCCAAUAUGCCCAUAGAGUGGAAAAGAAACUGCAACUGCAACUGCAACUGAAAAACAAAAACAAAAACAAAACUAAAAAUAAAACUAAAAACAAAACAAAGGUGUUGGUGUAG
This is a messenger RNA of Lodderomyces elongisporus, 684 nucleotides long. RefSeq lists its product as uncharacterized. The transcript has a single exon. The record is from RefSeq and is a predicted model, not a curated record. Bases 1 to 684 code for a protein of 227 amino acids. NCBI's taxonomy places the organism in Eukaryota, Fungi, Ascomycota, Pichiomycetes, Serinales, Debaryomycetaceae.